CAAUAUACCAUUUAACCUCUCUGUUGGUUGGUAUUUUAAAAUCCUAAAGUUCGUUCCUGCAUUGCGCAAAAGAACCAAUCAAUAAAAACGAUAAAUAUUGACCAGACACCCCAGAAACGACGGAGUCUUUUUAAACCUCUCGUCAUGUAGUCGUGUUCUUUUCAUUGACCGCAAGGAACUCGACAGAGACAUUUACGACGAAUAUGGGAUGUUCCACGAGCACGGAGGUCAGGGCCGUUUCUCCAUCGAUGAACACAAGACAGGUUCAUCAUCAACCACAUUUACAACAAUUUCAUUCAUCACCGGAAUACCAGAAUCAUGCUCAACCCCAACCAAACCAUCAACAACGUUCUAAUCACGAAGACCGACAACAGCAAGUACAUGAAAACAACUACAGUAGCGUCCAGCACCAAAACAAGCCUCCGCCAGAAACUGAUUCUACCCAGCAACACCAGUUGUCCAACAACAAUCCAUCUCCAGCAACUGACUCUGACCAGCAACACCAGUUGUCGAACAAUGUCAAUGACCAAAUGUCAAACAGAGUUAGUGACCAGGGAGAGAAAACCAACACUGACCAAUCAAAACCUUACCUGAAAUAUACAGCGCCACCACAACCUCUCAAUCCAGGUUCUGGUCUUGCAAUCGACAUUGAAUUUUAUUUGGAUCUUGAUUCAAAAAUAGCGAAUUCUAAUGUAAUACUAUCGAAAGAAGAGAGUGUUGACGACGUGAAAGCGAGACUUGCGACUUACGGUGUUUUCGGGGAGAGUUAUAAUGUGAGAGAACUUUGUGGCCAUAAUAACACGCAGGGAUAUAUGGAGUUGUUUGGUUUCCAUGGAAAUGUCGUUUUGAUGCCGGCUUUGUUUGAUCUAUGCAGUCCAUAUACUUUCGCUAUCGAAAGAGCAAGAAUACUAGAAAAUGAGCCAGAUCUCCCCGAAUCGGAAUACAGUUCCUGGGGGUCACAUCACACGUUCAAACACCCGUUUCCAGUGCCGUUUUACGCUUUGCAUUUUGAUGGAUUAGACAGUAAAACUAUAUCGCUAUGCAUGAAAAAGUGCAGAGUUGGUAUAUUGAGAACAGGAAAGAAAGAGGAAGUCGAGGACUUGAAACAGGACGCAAAUACACUUCUGCAAGAAAUUUCAGAGAAUAUCGAAAAUCCUACUCAAAAUCACAUUGAAUACAAGGACCAACUUCUGCGAGCGUGCAAAAAAUAUGAGAUUACUCUAUCUUCUCACGGGGAGAUAGAAGAGCACAAACCUUCAGGGAACCCAAACGAACAAACAUUUCCACUGCCGGAUGUUUUUAAAACAAAUCCCAAACUUCUACAGAAGUGGAUAGAGCACUGGGAAAAGUUCGAAACUACUGUGGGGCCCGGAGACGGAUGGAACUUCAGUUUAAAGCAAUGGGAAGUGUUCGAAAAAGACAGUGAGGAUAUGAAGAUCGACGACACAAAACUUCAUAGAACGGAACUCGAUACCCUGCCUCCCCUAGACCUUUCUAUAGACGGAGAAGCCGGGUGGGAUGUGAUUCCAGUGGACAUUGUGAAAAAUGACGUGGCAACCCCGCAACAAGAGGAGAUCCUAAAGGCUAGAGAGAACCGGAAGAACUUCAAUGAUCCGGUGCGGAUGGAGAAACGCCGACUGGCAAUUGAGGAAUACUUCGUAAAAACAUACGAUACAAAGUUUAAGUGGGCCUCUGAAAGAGCUGCAGAAUUCAGAGGUUUUGCCGAUAGUUUAGUGAAGGCCGAAAAAGAAUUUUUGGCUCUUUGUGAAAAAAGUUAACCUAACUUUGACCACCAUCAGUUUGAUAUACCACGAUACAGUUUUGCUGUGGUACACAUGUUGACUUAAUUACAAGUUUGCAUUUUACAUAAUAUUUGGACCUUAAUUCAGCCAUUUCGUUAAUACAUGUAAAUUGUAUACACGGAAGGCCCGAGAAAAUGCAAUUGUCAUACUCACCAGGAGCAGAUAAAGUAAUGGGUGUGUGCCACAGACACUCGGCGUUUUGAAUAUGUAUGAUAAAAAAUAUCUUCCUAUAAACAAACUGUUCAUAGUUUGUUUAUAGGAAGACAAUUUUUUCUAAAUUAUAGAUAUCUAAAACGUCAAGUGCCUGUGGUGUGUGCUAAGGUGGACGAUGCUUGCAUUAAUUAUGUAUUGGGGCAUUCUUGAAAAUGCACCUGCUCCAAAACAUUUUAUCUGAUCACUAAUUCGGAAAAUAGUUUUGAGGACUAUUACAAUCCCCAUACAAAUAAAAUAAAUCUUAGCAUUUUUAAAUCUUUUCCCCCUAAAGUGCGUUAAAACUGGGUCCAGCUCAACAUAAUUGAAGAAAAAAAUAUUUAAAUCAAUUCAGUAUAAUUUAAAAAUAAAUCGGAACAAUACGGCUUUAUCAUUUCCAAAAAUAUCUUUAUAUCUAUUUCUCGAAAUUGGCAAGAAAUAUUAUAACUAAUGCUUACUAUGAUAAUUGAAUAAGCCACCUUAGCCAUUCUAGUGACCAUAACUUGAUAUAUAUUCAGUGAUCUAUAGGUUCACGAACAUUGUGCAUGGUAUCGGAGGCUAUUAUUGUGACGUGUAUACAUCCCGAAGUGGCAUUUUUUAAAAAAACAUUCAAUAACCUGAUAUUAAACGUCAUAGUAAGAGAAAAGUAUAAAAGAUAUGGGGGAAAGAAAAACAUUUCUAGAAAGCCUAUAUCCCGGAGAAUAUUAUAUACGGAAAUUAUCAAUACCCGAGGCUAGGCAAUUUUCAUGGUUCGUGGGUCAUGUCCUUUACCGCCAAUUUGAAAUAAAAUCAAAGUGUGUUAUUGAGAUACUGUAAAUGUCCUACAUGUGACUGUGCAUUCUAUUUAGCGCCUUUCGCGGAAAGCAGCUAACGCUAAAUCAAGUACAUCACUAAUUGUCUUGUGUAUUUAUAUUUUCCUAUAGCACAUCUUAAAAGCCGCUAAAUCAUGUCUACGCUAACUUGCGUAAAUCGAUUUACACCAAAUAAUGUACACACUAGAUAUAAUACAUUUAUAGUGCAAUUCAAAAAUAUUAAAAUUUCUAAUUCACUAUCAACGGUCAACACAAUUUGACAAAGCCCAAUAAUUUGUAUGUUCGUUGAGCGAGUGUGUACAUUGAUUAACCUUACUGCAUUGCAUCUUCCAAUCUUAAUUCCGACUUGUUCUACCAUUUAUCUGAAAAAUAAAGUUAUAGUCCUAUAUGUUACUUAAAAUUGUUCACCAGGUAUAUGUAGCUACUAUGCAUCCAGUGUAAACUUCCUGGUGCAAUUACAAAAACAUAUUUACAUUUCCAAUGUAUCCGAAAGUCAUAUCUUCUUUGAAUACAG
Molecule: messenger RNA, 3317 nt
Organism: Ostrea edulis (European flat oyster)
Lineage: Eukaryota; Metazoa; Mollusca; Bivalvia; Ostreida; Ostreidae
Exons: 2
Coding region: 204-1778 (524 amino acids)
Source: RefSeq, a predicted model, not a curated record